UGGGCAGGUCUCUUGCAUGAGCAAGUUUGUACAGCUCCUCCUCUCACAUCCUCUCUCCUUUCUCUCAAUGUCUUAGCUUAGCACUGUCUUCAAAGUUAGAGAAGGGAGCAGGACCCAAACUUUCCAGGAAUUCACACUGCAAUGGCAACCCCCAACAGCGAUCCGUGCUGCAGCCCCGGUGGCCCCAGGAGCAGCUGCGGGCUUAGACACCAAGAUGGCAGAGAUUCACAGCUGAGACUAGUCUUAGUGGGUAAGACUGGAGCAGGGAAAAGUGCCACAGGCAACAGCAUCCUCGGAGAGAAAGUGUUUCAUUCCAGCAUUGCGGCAACAUCAGUCACCAAGACCUGUGACAAAGGGAGCAGCAGGUGGCAGGGAAGAGAAAUUGUGGUUGUGGAUACGCCUGGCAUUUUCGACACCGAGGCACAGGAUGCUGACACCUGCAAGGAGAUUGCUCACUGCAUCUUCCUGACCUCCCCAGGGCCUCAUGCUCUGCUCCUGGUGGUCCCACUGGGCCGGUACACGAAGGAAGGGCAAAAGGCCACGGAGAAGAUCCUGCAAAUGUUUGGACUCAGAGCUAGGAGAUACAUGAUUCUCUUAUUCACCCGGAAAGAUGACUUGGAUGGCAUCAAUUUCCAUGAUUACUUAGAGGAAGCACCCAAAGGUAUCCGAGAGUUGGUGGGCAAGUUUGGUGAUCGCUACUGCGUGUUCAACAAUCGGGCGACAGGAGCUGAGCAGGAGGCCCAGAGAAAUCAACUGCUCGCCCUGGUCCAGCGCAUUGUGGACGAGAAUGAAGGAAGAUGCUACACUAAUAAGAUGUACCAAAAGGCUGACAAGGAGAUUCAGAAACAAAUGCAAGAAAUGCAAGAAUUUUACGCAGCAGAGCUAGAGAGAGAGAGAGUGCAGAUAAGAAAGGAGUUUGAAGACAAAAUCAGAAAGCUGGAGGAUAAACUGGAGCAGCAGAGACAAAUGGAACAAAUGGAGAGGGAAUUGGCUGAGAAAGAGGCAUUAUAUGCUGUAAAGCUGCAAAAUCACAGAGAUGAGAAUCAGUAUAAGAUAGUUGACUUGAUCAUGAAAGCACUGCAGAUGGUUU
Herpailurus yagouaroundi (jaguarundi) is the source of this 1090-nucleotide messenger RNA. Its product is annotated as GTPase IMAP family member 4-like. NCBI's taxonomy places the organism in Eukaryota, Metazoa, Chordata, Mammalia, Carnivora, Felidae. The record is from RefSeq and is a predicted model, not a curated record. Gene Ontology annotation, molecular function: GTP binding. The transcript is spliced from 3 exons. The annotation marks the transcript as partial. Gene Ontology annotation, cellular component: cytosol.